This is a messenger RNA of Pectinophora gossypiella (pink bollworm), 1740 nucleotides long. Its product is annotated as maltase A1-like. Lineage: Eukaryota; Metazoa; Arthropoda; Insecta; Lepidoptera; Gelechiidae. The record is from RefSeq and is a predicted model, not a curated record. The coding region runs from base 1 to 1740 and encodes 579 amino acids. Gene Ontology annotation, biological process: carbohydrate metabolic process. The transcript has 11 exons.
AUGUGGCAGUUAUUUCUGAUAAGCUUAGUGGUGUCAGUACACGGAAGGUACGAGAAUGUUAACAUUAAGCAGGAUUGGUGGCCGACAGCUGCCUUCUACCAGAUUUACGUGCGUUCCUUCAUGGACAGUGAUGGCGAUGGAAUAGGAGAUAUUAAUGGCAUCACUUCAAGACUAGAAUACUUCAAAGAGAUAGGUAUAGACGCUCUAUGUCUAUCGCCAAUAUACAAGUCACCUAUGCAUGAUUUUGGAUUCGAUGUCUCGGACUACUAUGCCGUACACCCGGACUAUGGAACUAUGGAGGAUUUCGAGCAACUUCUGAAGAAAGCUAGUGAUAUGAGUAUAAAAGUAGCAAUGGAUUUUGUACCUAAUCACACGAGCAACGAAAGUGAAUGGUUCAUCAAAUCGGCCAGCAAGGAUGAGUACUACAGCGAUUGGUACAUCUGGGAAAAGGGACAUCUUGACCCGAGCGGUGAGAGGAAGCCGCCGAAUAACUGGAUCAGUAUGUUCAGAAAGAGUGCUUGGACCUACAUGCCGUCUAGAGACCAGUACUAUUUGCAUCAGUUUGGAAGUUCGCAGCCCGACUUAAACUAUAGAAACCCUGUGGUUGUCGAAGAAAUCAAGACUAUAAUAAAAUACUGGCUAGAAAAAGGCGUAGUGGGAAUGCGUAUGACAUCAAUCAACUUUAUUUUCGAAGUUGACAAGGACAAUUAUGGUGGAAGGUAUCCUGACGAGCCCAGGACAGGGAAACCAGGAGUCGGACCAGAAGAUUACACCUACCUCAACCAUGUCUAUACCAAAGACUUGGAAGAUACGUACGAGCUGGUGUCCCAAUUCAGAGAAGUGUUCGACAGUAUAUCUGUUAGAGACAACUUGACACGAGUUAUGAUAACCGAGGCGUAUACGGGUAUUAAAAAUGCAGUACGGUAUUACGGCGAAGGAAACCACGCCGGGGCACAUAUUCCGACGAAUUUUGCUCUCAUUGAAGACUUGGCUAAAGACGCUGAUGCUAGAGAUAUCAAGUACACGGUCGACCGCUGGAUGUCUUAUAAGCCGUUAAGGAAAAAGGCAAAUUGGGCGACUGGUAACCAGGACAAGAACAGAAUAGCUUCACGUUUCCGUGGCGAGCUGGUCGACGCAUUCAACAUGCUCGUACUAUUACUUCCAGGAAUUGCUAUCACGUACAUGGGAGAAGAAAUCGGUAUGGUAAAUGGUUUUGUGCCGUGGAGCGAGACGAAAGACCCUUUGGCCUGCAACACGGACGACCCUGUCAAUUUCAUCGAAGUAUCUCGUGACCCUGUUCGGACCCCUUUCCAGUGGAGUCCCAGCAAAAACGCAGGUUUCUCAAAUGCCGAAAUAACCUGGCUUCCCGUUGCUGAUGGAUCUGACGUAAUCAACGUGGCUACUCAGCGCUCAGCAGUACGAUCCCACUAUCAAGUGUUCAGAACCCUCACUGGGUUGCGUACCCGUCCAGCUUUUAAAUUUGGACGCUAUGAGUCUCUUGCUCUGAGCAACGAGGUAUUUGCUUUCAAAAGGUGGUACAACGAUGACACCUACGUAGUGGUACUGAAUGUCGGCAAGACUUACCGCGUGGUCAACUUGACAGCUUUCGACCUGGUCUUCGGCCAACUCGAAGUGGAAGCUAGCAGUGUUCUCUCCUCUAGAACUUUUAGUGAUAACGUCCAGGCGAAUUAUUUGGAUCUAGCUGCCGAUGAAGCUCUAGUUCUAAGGAUGCAGGUGUAA